AUGGCUAUCAAUGAAUCUGUUAUUAUCACUGUUGUUUAUGGGGCAUCUGAGGUUAUUGAUCGUUGGAAUUUAUGGACUGCACUGGAGACGCUCGCCCAGCAGUGCUCUGACAUCCCGUGGAUGGUGGGAGGGGAUUUCAAUACAGUACGUGACCUUAACGAAGUAUGUGGCAUCUCAGGAGAUAUAAGGAUGGCCACCGAAGAAUUUAAUGCGGGUAUUCUGGAGGCGGGGCUGAUCCCACUUCCUAUGCAAGGUGAAUGGUUCACGUGGCAUAAUUGCAGUACGUCUAUGAGGAGUUUAUGGAAGCGGCUGGAUCGGAUUCUUAUUAAUGACCGUUGGCUGGCAAGGUUCCCGAGCCCAUAUUAUCACAGCCUUACACCACAGACAUCUGACCACUCACCACUGAAUAUUUGGCAUCAUGAGAUUGUUGGUAUUCCUAUGUAUGCUGUGACACGUAAACUGAAGGCACUUAAACCAGUCUUUAGACUACAAAGGAGAAAUAAGGGAGAUUUGACGAUGAAUGUCCAACUAGCCAAAGGUUUUCUUGAUGAGGCACAACAGUUGAUCAAUGAUGAGAAUGGUUUCACGCACACGGAUCUAUGGGAGGUCGCCCAUGAGUUUGUCUCAUACUAUCAGAACCUCUUAGGAGGCACCAGAAGACGGCUGUCAGUGGAUAUUCGUUAUCUUAGACCGUGGGCAAGGCACUGUAUCACUGAUGAGGAAGCUAAUCAAUUACUCCUUCCACUCUCGGCGGAUGAUGUGAAGCAAGCAGUGUUCGAUAUUGCUGAUGACAAGGCACCGGGACCUGAUGGUUACUCGUCAAGGUUUUUCAAGGCGGCUUGGCCUGUGGUUGGGGGAGAAGUUACGAGGGCGGUACUAGAUUUCUUUUCUACCGGAAAACUUCUGAAGCAGAUCAACUCCACGAUCUUGGCUCUGAUCCCAAAGAUGGGAUUUGCAAAGCCAUCAGGAACAUUCGUCCUCCGGCGACAAGGAUCCAAACUCAAGAAACAACUACUGCGAUCAUGGAUGGAAUUUCUUCGACGGGAUUUCGGUUUUUCGGCAAGAUUGUUGACCGGACAGACACGGAAAUGA
This is a messenger RNA of Sesamum indicum (sesame), 1092 nucleotides long. NCBI's taxonomy places the organism in Eukaryota, Viridiplantae, Streptophyta, Magnoliopsida, Lamiales, Pedaliaceae. The record is from RefSeq and is a predicted model, not a curated record.